AUGAGUUCAGUGCCAGGUAACGUAAAUAGGUCCGAAGAGCAGCGGAAACGUCCCACUUUACAGAAUAUUGCAACCAAAGAGAAACCAAAAGAAAUACACACUCGGAAAUCCGAUGUACUAGAAAUAGCUGUAACAGCGAUGUCUAAGGCCAAUACAUUAUAUCAGGACGCUAAGUUGCAGCUAGAGCAGUCUGGAAACUUAAAGACUUCCAUAAAAGAGACGGUGGUAAAUAUCCUUUCUGAACUCUUUGGAAUCGUAUUACAGUUAAACGAAGAAAGGCAGACUCUACUCCUACAAUUGGAGAAAGCUCGUAUACAACUUAAAGACGAUCUACUUAGGCAAGAAAAACAGUAUGUAGAGAGCCUUAGAGCACUAAUGGAUCAGGGUAGUAUAGGAGAUAUUCAGUCUGCUCUCACCGAAACAGUGAGUGAUAUGAGAACCCUAACGGACUCAUUGAAGCACACGAUGGGCAAUGACACCUUAUUGGAUAAACAUACUUUUAUGGGCAAAUCGGAGGAUACCAGAAGGGAACUGAUGGAAAUAAAAGAAGAAUUAUCAUCCCUAAAAGACCAAAUGGGUGGACUUCGAGAGUCUUUGGUUAUAAGCGAAACAAAUGAACCCACAUAUGCCAGCAUAGCUGGUCGACUUAAGGCCAAAAUAAACAGUAAAAUGAUGGCUCCAAUGCACUCAGUUCUGGUCAAAAGGGAUGCUGUGUCGCUGACCGUAGAUAAGAAAGCGAAGCUUGCUCGUAAUUUAUGA
Molecule: messenger RNA, 759 nt
Organism: Parnassius apollo (apollo)
Lineage: Eukaryota; Metazoa; Arthropoda; Insecta; Lepidoptera; Papilionidae
Source: the annotation of a GenBank genome assembly